Messenger RNA from Limulus polyphemus (Atlantic horseshoe crab), 407 nucleotides. RefSeq lists its product as uncharacterized. NCBI's taxonomy places the organism in Eukaryota, Metazoa, Arthropoda, Merostomata, Xiphosura, Limulidae. Bases 36 to 341 code for a protein of 101 amino acids. The record is from RefSeq and is a predicted model, not a curated record. The transcript has 4 exons.
CCGUUAGUCUCUUUCGAACAAAAUUAAAAAGAAAAAUGGUUAUCGUCCUAUGCCGUUGCAGAAAAUUUCAAUGGCGCAAGAAGGCUUUCAGAUUGUGCCCUCCCCUCCAUCAAAAUAAAGGACUUAUUCUGGUGUGUCCACAUCUCAUCCUUCGACGUAACGUGCUGAUAAGUCAUGUAUGUCCUCUGCUUAAUCUCAGCUUAUCUUUGGACUCGAGGAUUUUCCGUAACCUGAGCCAGAAGGUAGACAAUGUGAAGAAGGAAGAAUAUGAACGAAUUUUCAUUGUAAGAAACUUAGCUGGUCUUUGGACUUCCCGUAACCUGAAUCGCAGCAGAAGGUAGAGAAGCUGAAGAUCUGAGAACACUAAGCCUUUUCUUUGUAAGGUAUAUGUACUUAAACUGGGCAGG